Messenger RNA from Danaus chrysippus (African queen), 1548 nucleotides. The record is from the annotation of a GenBank genome assembly. Lineage: Eukaryota; Metazoa; Arthropoda; Insecta; Lepidoptera; Nymphalidae.
AUGACGGAAGAUAAAGAAAAAAGUGGUAGUGAAAAGAGUGAUAGUGAGGAUCAGGGCUCCGAUGAAGAACAGCAAGUUGAAAUUAAAGAGAACCAUGAAGAAGACACUGGGACUUUUCAAGAACUUGGUGUGGUUGACGUCCUGUGUGAAGCUUGUGCAGAGCUGAAAUGGAAACAUCCAUCAAAGAUCCAAAAAGAAGCAAUACCUGUAGCAUUGCAGGGAAAAGACAUCAUUGGCUUAGCAGAAACUGGUUCGGGAAAAACCGGAGCAUUUGCUUUACCUAUACUCCAAGCACUGCUGGAAAAUCCUCAAAGAUACUUUGCUCUCAUUCUUACACCCACAAGAGAAUUGGCAUUCCAAAUAUCUGAGCAAUUUGAAGCUCUUGGUGCCAGUAUAGGUGUGAAGUGCGCAGUAAUAGUUGGAGGUAUGGACAUGGUAGCACAAGCUCUCAUCCUGUCUAAGAAGCCACACAUCAUCAUCGCUACCCCUGGCCGUCUGGUCGACCACUUGGAGAAUACAAAGGGAUUCAAUUUGAAGGCACUUAAAUAUCUCGUGAUGGAUGAAGCGGAUAGAAUAUUAAACAUGGAUUUUGAAGUGGAAGUUGAUAAAAUACUUCGCGUAAUUCCUCGUGAACGUCGCACUUACCUGUUCUCAGCGACUAUGACCAAGAAAGUGCAAAAGUUACAGCGAGCUUCGCUUCAAGACCCUGUUAAAGUCGAAGUUUCCACUAAAUAUCAAACUGUGGAGAAGCUACAGCAAUAUUACAUAUUCAUACCAGUGAAAUUUAAGGAUGUAUACCUGGUUCACAUCCUCAACGAGCUAGCGGGCAACUCAUUUAUAGUGUUCGUGUCUACAUGCGCAGGCGCACUGCGUGUGGCGCUGUUGUUGCGGGCGCUAGGUGUAGGAGCUGUGCCGCUACAUGGACAGAUGUCGCAACAGAAGAGAUUAGCCGCUCUUAAUAAAUUUAAAAGUAAAGCUCGCUCAGUACUGAUAUGUACUGAUGUCGCUUCCAGAGGUCUUGACAUCCCUCAUGUGGACGUGGUAAUCAAUUUGGACAUUCCUUUACACUCCAAGGAUUAUAUACAUCGUGUUGGAAGAACUGCGCGUGCGGGGAGAGCUGGAAAAGCUAUUACUUUUGUCUCACAGUACGACGUGGAGUUGUACCAGCGUAUAGAACAGCUGAUCGGCAAACAACUGCCGCUGUACAAGACGGACGAGAACGAGGUCAUGGUGCUGCAGGAGAGGGUCGCUGAGGCGCAGAGACUUACUAAGAUUGUUAGUUAUAUUAGAAUCAUAUACAUAUAUUGGAUAGUCAGUGACAUCACUGAUUACAUACACACCAGAAGAGGGUUGAUGUCAGGCAGGCGGCCGGUCGUCAAAACAAUUAGCCAAAACUAUUCACAACAUGAAAUGAAAGAAUUGGAAGACAAGAAAGGCUCCAAAGGAAAGAAACGCGGCGCUGACAGUGACGAUGAUACCGAGGAGGCGGCCGGAGUCAGGAGACGAAUCAAGGGGAAGAACAAACAUGGGGGGAAGAGGAAACGAUGA